GCGGGACUGGUUGAGGGGCAGAACUUGUUAGCCACUUCUUAUCGAGGCCCGUGCUUAGUAAUUGCUUCAAAUCAACGAUAACAAAUACAUUGUAAUAUCAUUAAAGAUGCGACACGGACGAACGGUGAACUAGCGAGGGUAGAAGCAAUAAACAGCGGUUUAAACGGUAACGUUUGCUAGCUGACGAUAGAAAAUGGCACGAUAGAGUAAUUGAACCGUUAGCUAGAAGUCUUAGGAACACUUUUAAAGUGAUUAUUUUGUAUCCAACCUUAACAUUGUAGCGGUUGUUUCCAAAGGAUAUCAUUAUGCAAAGCGACAAAUCGGAGCCGAGUGAAGCCGAGUGUGUGAGCACAAGCGACACCGAGAAGAAGGCACUGAGUACCGUGGAGACAGAAGGUCCCAAACCCAAAGGCAUAAGUGCAGUCGCGGUGCUCUGGACGUUUGGGAAAUGUCUGGGUGCCUUGCUGCCCGUCUACCUGGCCGGUUACUACCGGGUCAGCACCAGCCUGUUGGUGUUCGGUAUGAUGGUCUACACGGGAUGGAAACAUGCCCGAGAAGCCAAGGAGGCACGCCUGAAGUCAGCCAUACAGCUGCUCACCAACGAGGAGUACACAUCCAUGAAAGUGUCCAAAUUCAAGCGAGACCUCCCUGCGUGGGUCAACUUUCCAGAUGUUGAGAAGGUUGAGUGGCUGAAUAAGGUGCUGCAGCAGGUGUGGCCAUUUGUCGGCCAAUACCUUGAGAAGCUGCUGGUGGAAACCAUUGCUCCAUCUAUCCGAGCCUCAAGCACCCACCUCCAAACCCUCAACUUCACAAAAGUGGAUAUGGGAGACAAGGCUAUGAAGGUUGUAGGGAUCAAGGCACACACCGAGAAUGACAAAGGACAAGUCCUGCUAGAUCUGUAUAUUAGCUACGUUGGCAAUGUAGAGAUCAAUGUUGAGGUGAAGAGAUACUUCUGCAAAGCUGGAGUCAAGGGAAUACAGCUACAUGGGAUGAUGCGGGUGAUUCUGGAGCCUCUGAUUGGAGAUGUGCCCAUAGUGGGUGCGGUCACCAUGUUUUUCAUCCAGCGGCCUAAACUAGACAUCAAUUGGACAGGACUGACUAAUUUGUUGGACAUCCCUGGACUGAAUAUCAUGUCUGACAGCAUGAUUAUGGAUGCCAUUGCCUCCUUCUUGGUGCUGCCCAACCGCCUGGUUGUCCCUCUGGUUCCAGACCUGCAUGUGGCCCAUCUACGCUCUCCUUUGCCCAGGGGUGUGGUACGCAUCCACCUACUGGAGGCACAGAAUCUAGCAGCAAAGGACAACUACGUGAAGGGGGUUAUGGCUGGCUUGUCGGACCCCUAUGCCAUAUUGAGGGUUGGCCCUCAGACCUUCACCUCCAAACAUAUUGACAACACAGACUCUCCAGAGUGGAAAGAGAUGUAUGAGGUUAUAGUCCAUGAGGUGCCUGGUCAAGAGUUGGAGGUGGAGGUAUAUGACAAAGACACAGACCAGGAUGAUUUCCUGGGCAGGACCAAAGUGGAUUUGGGCAUUGUGAAGAAAUCCAUAGUUGUCGAUAAUUGGUUCACUUUGAAAGAAACUCCGUCAGGACGGGUUCAUUUUAGACUAGAGUGGUUGGCCUUGCUGCCUACCACUGAUCAACUUGAGCAGAUCCUGAAGAGGAAUGAAAGUGUCACCAGUAAGACUGCUGAUCCACCUUCUUCCGCCAUUUUAGUUGUAUAUCUGGACAAGGCUGAGGCACUUCCUAUGAAGAAGGGAAAUAAGGAGCCCAAUCCCAUGGUGCAGUUGUCCGUGCAGGACAUCACUAGAGAGAGCAAGACUUGUUACACAACCAUUGAUCCCAAGUGGGAGGAAGCUUUUACAUUCUUCAUCCAGGAUCCUCGCAAGCAGGACAUAGACAUUCAGGUGAAGGACGCUGACCGUGUGCAGACAUUGGGCAGUCUGACCAUCCCUUUGUCCCGUCUGUUGUCCAAUUCCAAUCUUUCUCUGGACCAGUGGUUUCAGCUGAACAACUCUGGAUCUGCCAGUCGCAUCUAUAUCAACACAGUUCUCAGGGUUCUGUGGUUAGAUGAGGAGCAUAUUCCAUCUGAUGUGUCCUCUAAUCUGGAGGCUGGAAUGUCCAAGCAGCUGCCCCAGCAGACCUCCCCUCAUCCUAGCUUUGCCACAGAGGGACUGCUUAGAAUUCACCUAUUGGCAGGGCAGAACCUUGUUCCAAAAGAUAACCUGAUGGGGGGCAUGGUAAAAGGCAAGAGUGACCCAUAUGUCAAGAUCAACAUUGGGGGUGAAACAUUCACAAGUCAGGUUAUAAAGAGUAAUCUUAACCCCACAUGGAAUGAGAUGUAUGAGGUGAUUCUUACUCAGUUGCCUGGCCAGGACCUGCAUGUGGAGGUGUUUGAUAAAGACAUGGAUGUGAAGGAUGAUUUCAUGGGCAGGCUGAAGGUCAGUCUGAAGGACAUCAUUGAUUCUCAAUACACUGAUCAGUGGUACACACUCAGUGAUGUGAAGUCUGGUCGCAUUCACCUGAUAGUGGAAUGGGUUCCGACAUCCUCGGAGUCAGACAGAUUGGACCAGGUUCUUCAGUUCCAUUCCAGGCAGUCCUACCAAAACAAGGCGGUUCCCUCAGCAGGCCUACUGUUUGUCUUUAUGGAGCAAGCAGAUGGCUUACCAGUUAAGAAGAGUGGCAAGGAGCCAAAAGUGGGAGCACAUAUUUCUCUUGGAAAAAUGUCCCACAAAACUACAGUGUGUGAUCGUACCACAUCUCCUCAGUGGAAUGAGGCCUUCUGCUUCCGGGUUCGAGACCCCAGAGAGGAAAUUCUUGUUGCUAAGCUCUCCCACAGCUGGACCUUGCCCAUUGGUUCCCUGGUGGUUCCUAUCAGAGAGCUGCUCUCCGAACCAGAGCUGGUCCUGGACCAGUGGUUCCAUCUGGAUGGAGCCUCACCUGAGAGUCAGGUUCUUAUGAGGGCUGAACUGAAGCUGCUGAUCCCUAGCAAAUGUCUGGGUGCAACUGAUGAGGCUAAAGUCACUUCAGCGUCAGAUCCUUCCCCUGCUCAGAAAAAACAGGAGAUAGACACAGUGCAGAGGUCAAGUUCAGUGGACGUUCCUGUGGAGACUAUUGCCUCUUCAGUGACCUUACAUGAAGAUGUGGACGUAAAGGAAAUGCCAGCUCAUGUGACUGAAGAGAAGGUGGAAGAAUCACCAAGCCCUGCUAUACCACAACCUCCUCAUACUUCCCCAGACCUCAGCUUUGCCAGUGAGGGGCUGCUGAGAAUCAUCUUGCUGGAGGCCCAGAGUUUGGUUGCCAAAGAUAACAUGAUGGGCGGUAUGGUGAAGGGCAAGAGUGACCCCUAUGCCAAGAUCAAUGUUGGAGGGGUUGCCUUUAAGAGUAAUGUGAUCAAGGAGAAUCUCAACCCAGUCUGGAAUGAGAUGUAUGAGGUUGUGCUGAGGCCUCAGACAGGACAGGAAGUGCAGGUAGAGCUGUAUGACAAAGACAUGGACAAAGAUGACUUCCUGGGCAGAUGCAAAAUCAGUGUGGCAGACAUCAUCCGUUCCCAGUACACAGACCAGUGGUACACUCUAGAUGAUGUGAAGUCUGGACGUGUUCGCCUGAUACUGGAGUGGGUACCAGCAGUGUCCCAUAAUAACACCUUGGACCAGGUGAUGCAGGUGCAGUCUCUCCAGUCUUACAAGAACAAGGCCGUUCCCUCUGCAGCCCUGCUCUUUGUUUAUGUGGACAGAGCACACUCAUUGCCUUUUAAGAAAAGUGGAAAGGAUCCCAAGGCCGGGGCUGAGCUUGUGUUUGGUAACAGAACCCACAAAACCAAGGUUUGCGAUCGCUCUAGAUCACCUCAGUGGGAUGAGGCGUUCUACUUCUUGGUUCGCGACCCCAGAGAGGAGAUGCUCAUAAUAAGGUUGUCUAGCGAAUGGGACCAGCCACUGGGAUCUCUUGUAGUCCCUUUGAGAGAGCUGCUCUCUGAAUCACAGCUGGUCCUGGACCAGUGGAUGCCUCUGGAUGGAGCUUUACCUGAAAGUGAGAUCCUGUUGAGGGCUGAACUCAAGGUCUUGAGCUCAAGGAUGACUGAAGCUCCGCAGCCUUCUGUGGCUGAUACAAAGAAAGAAGAGAUCGUCAUUUCUACUAAACAGGCAUUCAAAGCAGCCAGUGAGGACAAAAAAAGUUCAGAGCUGCCAAAAGACAAACCGGUUGCAGUAACGAGCCAGGUUAAACACUCUGGAGUUGCAGACGCUGGUCCAGCUGAACCAGCUGCCAUUCACACUGCACUUGAUACAUUACCUGCUGCUGCACUGGUAGAUGAACCAAGAGCUCCAGAAAUACAUCCCACACAGUCAGACACAGCAUUUAAAGAAGACUUUGAACCGCAGCAAAACCAAACAGGUACUGGUUUAGGCAACCUUGCUCAAGCCACAGUGACUGGUCUUCCCGCUGACACACUGGGGCCACCAAAAACCACAGAAAUCCCCAAAGCUGGGGUAGAUCUUCCAGCAAAAACCACACCCAGCCAGCACUUUGGUAAAGAGGGGCUGCUGAGGAUUCACCUGCUGGAGGCCCAGAAUCUGGUUGCCAAAGAUAACCUGAUGGGGGGCAUGGUGAAGGGCAAGAGUGACCCCUAUGUCAAGAUCAACAUAGGGGACGUUACAUUCAAGAGUCAUGUUAUCAAGGAGAAUCUGAACCCAACAUGGAAGGAAAUGUAUGAGCUGGUUUUGAGUGGACACAGUGUCCAGUGGAUCAAGUUGGAAGCAUUUGAUAAGGAUUUAGACUCUGAUGACUUUCUUGGCAGAUUUAGUAUCAAGCUAAAUGAGGUCAUCAGAUCCCAGUACACAGAUCAGUGGUACACUCUGAAUGACGUGAAGUCAGGGCGGGUCCACUUGAUAUUGGAAUGGGUUCCUACAGUGUCACAACCAGUCAGACUUGACCAGGUGCUGCAGCUUCAAUCUCUCCAGUCUUAUCAGAACAAGGCUGUUCCCGCCGCUGCUCUGCUCUUUGUCCACAUUGAGAGAGCACAUGCAUUGCCUUUGAAGAAGAGUGGAAAGGAGCCCAAAGCAGGGGCAGAGCUUCUUCUGGGUGAAACAACUUACAAAACCAAACUGUGUGACCGCAGUACCAGUCCUCAGUGGAAUGAGUCUUUCUACUUCCUGGUCCAUGACCCUAAACAUCAGAUGCUUGUAGUAAAGCUGUCCAGUGGUUGGGAACAGCCAAUGGGAUCUCUGGUGGUGCCGGUGAAGGAGCUGCUUGCGGUGCCACAGCUGGUCCUGGACCAGUGGUUCCAUCUGGACGGAGCCGCACCUGAGAGUCAGAUGCUGCUGAGGGCUGAACUCAAAAUUCUAGAUUCCAAAAUGGUGGAUAUGAUCAGUGCAGGGACUCUGCCGUGUGCUGCCUCUGGCUGUGGAUCUGGAAACGGGCAGGUGAAGUUGUCUGUUUCAUAUUCCUCGCAGGAGAGACUGCUCAUCGUCAUUGUCCAUGCCUGCAGAGGUCUGUUGUCUCAAAGUAAGGAUGGUGUAGACAGCUACGUCUCUGUCAUGCUGCUGCCAGACAAAAGCAAAGCCACCAAGAAGAAGACAUCAGUGAAGAAAAAAGACCUCAACCCAGAAUACAAUGAGAGGUUCGAGUACAAUCUGUCUGUGGAUGAGAUGAGAUUCAAACGCCUUGUUGUAUCAGUGAAGAAUAACGCAGCCUCGUUCAGGAGCCGCGACGUCAUUGGACAGGUGCAGAUCGAAUUGUCCCAAGUUGACCUGGUUUCUGGUGUCACAGAAUGGUGA
Etheostoma spectabile (orangethroat darter) is the source of this 5768-nucleotide messenger RNA. It is a transcript of the gene esyt1b, whose product is annotated as extended synaptotagmin-like protein 1b. Lineage: Eukaryota; Metazoa; Chordata; Actinopteri; Perciformes; Percidae. Bases 306 to 5768 code for a protein of 1820 amino acids. The transcript has 51 exons. Gene Ontology annotation, cellular component: endoplasmic reticulum membrane. Gene Ontology annotation, molecular function: phosphatidylethanolamine binding; calcium-dependent phospholipid binding; calcium ion binding. Gene Ontology annotation, biological process: lipid transport. The record is from RefSeq and is a predicted model, not a curated record.